Molecule: messenger RNA, 2187 nt
Organism: Scedosporium apiospermum
Lineage: Eukaryota; Fungi; Ascomycota; Sordariomycetes; Microascales; Microascaceae
Exons: 3
Coding region: 1-2187 (728 amino acids)
Source: RefSeq, a predicted model, not a curated record
AUGUCUCCCGAGAUCCCCACCCAGGUCCAUCUUCAAGAUGAAAUUCUACAACGGAGCUUGCAAAACCCAGAAGACUUCUGGGCUCAGCAAGCCGAGCACCUUUCAUGGCACAAGAAACCCGAAAGUACUCUUCGAAUGGCGGAGAGGAUGCUGCAGAGUGGCGCGGUUCAUCCCACAUGGGAGUGGUUCCCUGGCGGGGAGAUAUCAACGUGUUACAACUGUGUCGACAGACAUGUGGAGGCGGGCAACGGAGACCAGGUGGCUGUUUAUUACGACAGCCCUGUGACGGCCACAAAGGAAAGGUAUACCUACAAGCAACUCCUUGGCGAGGUCGAGACGCUAGCCGGAGCACUCAGGGAAGAUGGGGUCAAGAAGGGUGACGUUGUGAUGCUGUAUAUGCCCAUGAUACCCGCCGCUCUAAUCGGAAUGCUCGCCGUUAACCGCCUCGGAGCCAUCCAUUCUGUCGUAUUUGGCGGGUUUGCACCAAACGCCCUGGCUCAGCGCAUCGAGGCUUGCAAGCCAGCAGUUCUCCUUACAGCUUCAUGUGGCAUUGUCGGAAACAGGCCUCCCAUCGCGUACCAACCACUAGUAGAGAAGGCGAUUGACCUUUCUUCUCACAAGCCGGGCCGCGUUGUGAUCUGGCAGCGACAGCAGUUGCGCUGGGGAAUAAGGACCUGGUGGAGUGUGCCGUGGUGGCGAAGACUACAAAGACUUGUUUGCGGCGGUAAGGCCACCGGUGGCAACCAGUCGUCGUGGCAAGAGUUUGCGGGGAGCGCAAAGGCGAGAGGAAUCAAAGCCGAUUGUGUACCGGUAAAGAGCGACGAUCCCAUCUACAUUAUGCACACAUCCGGUACGACUGGAAGCCCGAAGGGCGUGGUCCGGGACGCCGGAGGCCACGCCGUAGGUUUACAUCUGUCGAUCAGCUACGUUUUCAAUAUCCGGGGCCCGGGAGACGUUUUCUUUACGGCUUCGGAUAUCGGUUGGGUAGUGGGCCACUCCUAUAUUCUUUACGCUCCAUUACUCGCCGGAGCUUCUACCGUCCUAUAUGAGGGAAAACCUGUGGGGACCCCGGAUGCAUCCGCGUUCUGGCGUGUGAUUGAGGAAUACAAAGUCAGCACGAUGUUUACGGCACCAACCGCACUUCGGGCCAUCAGACAUGACGACCCAAACAACGACGCCUUUUCCAAAGUAGGCGAGCGUGGAGGCCUACGAUCACUCAAGGCCCUCUUCCUUGCAGGCGAACGCUCGGAACCGACGUUGGUAACUAUGUACCAAGGGCUCCUCGAUAAAUAUGCUGCACCCUCUCCCCAUGUUAUUGACAAUUGGUGGUCAACGGAGGUAGGAUCACCAAUUACCGGUCGAGCACUCAAUCCCCACGCCGCCCAAGACCGCACUCAGGUACGAUAUUACACUCCGGUACGAAUUAAGCCCGGGAGUGCUGGAAAACCGAUGCCUGGAUUUGAUGUUCGUGUCGUGGAUGAGCAGGGAAAGGAAGUGGGAAGGGGAUCAAUGGGUAAUAUAGUGCUGGGACUGCCUCUUGGACCAACGGCGCUCCGUACUCUAUGGGCCAAUGACGAAAGAUUCUAUAGGAGUUAUUUAAGGAGAUUUGACGGAAAGUUUCUGGAUACCGGAGAUGCAGGGUGGAUUGACGAAGAGGGCUAUGUUCAUGUGAUGGGUCGAAACGACGAUGUGCUGAACGUCAGUGCCUACAGGCUUUCAAGUGGAGCCAUCGAGCAAGCCAUCUCAUCCCACCCUCUCGUGGCAGAAUCCUGCAUAGUGGGCAUUCCCGACCAACUCAAGGGCCAGCUCCCCUUUGCAUUCAUCACCCUCUCCGUCACCAAACACCCAGAAUCUGCGAUACCAGAUCCACAGCUUACCUUGGAGAUUCAGUCGCUCGUGCGCAAGCAAGUCGGCGCGUUUGCGGCAUUGGGAGGCAUCGUUCAAGGAGAAGGCAUAAUCCCUAAGACGAGAUCGGGGAAGACGCUCCGGCGGGUGCUGCGGGAACUCGUUGAGAAUGGGACACAUGGAGAGUUUGACGAGGAGGUCACGGUUCCCAGCACGGUGGAGGAUGCGGCUGUAGUGGAAGCCGCGAGAGCCAAAGUUAAGGAGUAUUUUCAGAUGAAUUGGGGCAAGCACAAAGCGAUUGAGGCGAGGGAGAAGUCAUCACUGGAGACAACCGAGACGUGA